This is a messenger RNA of Trichogramma pretiosum, 1410 nucleotides long. RefSeq names its product thioredoxin reductase-like selenoprotein T homolog CG3887 (gene SelT). Gene Ontology annotation, biological process: cell redox homeostasis. Gene Ontology annotation, molecular function: thioredoxin-disulfide reductase (NADPH) activity. Gene Ontology annotation, cellular component: endoplasmic reticulum membrane. Bases 299 to 892 code for a protein of 197 amino acids. The record is from RefSeq and is a predicted model, not a curated record. The transcript is spliced from 4 exons. Lineage: Eukaryota; Metazoa; Arthropoda; Insecta; Hymenoptera; Trichogrammatidae.
CGCAGCUAUCGCACGUACAGUUCGAGCCGUGUUGUUCAAUUGAAUCGGCUCCGACUUGCAAGAUAUAUAUCAGGUGGUUUGCUGUAAUAAUCUUAUUAUCUAUCUAGUCUGCGUUGCCGCUCGCUCUAUCUCUCGUGUAAUUAAUUACGGGCUAUUUCAUCGACGACGACGAAAACGACGACUUGUGCGAGUGAACUAUCACCUGCCAGCCAAAGCCGUCGCAGCAACAUCACUCCCAAGAACACGAUAAUUUUACAACAAAUCUCGUCCCGGGCAUUUCAUUAAUGACCAGGUUAAAAUGCAUUUGUCAAGGCUAAGUUUGUGCUUGAUUUUUGUUUGUCUCUGUGCAAUCGAGUCCCAAGCAAAUAUCAAUGAUGACGUACCCUUAACCAAGCUAGGCUCAAAGUCUGGCCCAACUCUCAAGUUCUUUUAUUGUUACUCGUGUGGUUACAAAAAAGUUUUUGAGGACUAUGUUAAUAUUUUACGCCAAAAGUAUCCUGAACUACAGAUUGAUGGUGAGAAUUACAAUCCACCAGGAGCUAACAUGAUGAUAGCGAAGGGUCUGGGUAUAGCUAAAAUUCUAGUCAUUAUAUUAAUAUUCAACAAAAUAAAUAUAUUCCAAUGGAUGGGCCAACCACAACCAUUUUGGUGGCAAUGGUGCUUGGAAAACCGAUUAUACUCUUGUGUAAUGUUAUUCUUUGCGUGUAAUGCUGCCGAAGGAUAUCUAAUAUCUUCAGGAGCUUUUGAAAUACAUUUCAAUGAUGUCCCCAUAUGGUCAAAACUGGAAACUGGAAGAAUACCCCAGCCACCAGAACUGUUUCAAAUAAUAGACACACACUUGCAAAUGUUAUUCCCAGAUAUGGAAAAUGGAAAAAUUGGUCUUAAUAACUAGACUACACAGUUAUUUAAUUUUUUUAUACAUAAACUCAUUUUCUUAACUAAUUAAGUAAAGUUGUAAGAUAAUUCUGCAAAUGUGAAUUCUUUGAUAGUGUUGGAUAUUUACAUGGUAUUUUUGAUGGUGAUCAUUUGUAGAAUUAACUGAAAAUUAGAAGCUGCCAGAAAGCAAUCAACUAUACAAAAUCAAACUUGAUUAAUAUUUAAAAAAAAUUAAUAUGGGUAUAUUGUAAUGAAUUCAAUUGAUGUCUAGAAGCAAAGCAUAACACAUGAUGUAUAUUGCUAUGAAUGAAUUAUUAUGUUUGUGUAAAUAUCUUAUGACACACCAAAGGUUACACAAUGAAGCAUAGUAAGCUAUCAAACUUAUUUAUGCCAUCAAAACGUCGGACAUUUAAGUAUGUACGAGUUUUUAUUUGACUCCGUUUUUUAACUAUGCAUUUAAAAAUUGUAUUUUUCGUAAUCUUCAUUUGUUACUUUAUUACAUGCUCUAAUAAAAUAUUUUGAUCUCCAUUGUAA